UUAUUUCAUCCCCACCCAUCAAAUACCCGUUACAACGGUACCUGUUUUAAAAUAUCUGUUUAUUGUUUGUUGAUCUUACUUCAAGAAUUUUGUUAAAAAAAAAAGAAAAAAAUGCAGCAUUUCUCACCAUAGUCCACAAAAAUUCCACUGUAUAAUGACUCAGCCUCCUGUGUUAACAGUUGAUAGAGCUAAAGCUGCUAUUCGAGAUAUUAUUACAACAUAUUCUUUGCCUGAACAUGCAGCUAGGUUAGCUGAAGCUAAGAACAAUGCUGGUAAUGACAUGUUACUACAUAUGCAACUAGUUUUUCCACUUGCUACUCAAAUUCAGCAAGAUGUAAUUCCGAAUUAUGGCUUUUCUUCUGAUAAAGAUGGUUUGUUGCAGUUCACUCAAACCAUUAAAACAUUAGCUAAAGAAAAUCCAGAUGUAGCUCAGCUAUUUGAAGAAUUGAAGUCAUAUCUUAUACCUUCAUUAGUUUUGCCCUUUUCACAAUCAGGGUCUAGUUAGCUUAUAAAUUAUACAUUUAUUGUUUUAAUAAAUUAUUUAUUUUUAUCUUUUGAA
Parasteatoda tepidariorum (common house spider) is the source of this 559-nucleotide messenger RNA. RefSeq names its product protein C10. The record is from RefSeq and is a predicted model, not a curated record. NCBI's taxonomy places the organism in Eukaryota, Metazoa, Arthropoda, Arachnida, Araneae, Theridiidae. Gene Ontology annotation, biological process: post-embryonic development.